Molecule: messenger RNA, 1458 nt
Organism: Adineta steineri
Lineage: Eukaryota; Metazoa; Rotifera; Eurotatoria; Adinetida; Adinetidae
Source: the annotation of a GenBank genome assembly
AUGGCAACAACAGUACAAAUUUUCACAAUUAUAGGCAUUCUAUGUACGCCUAUGAUUAGCAUAGCUGCUCUUGUACUUACACUUGCCGCAUUAAAUUUGUCACUUGGUGUACGAAGUCUAUAUGUUAAAUUACUAGGAUUAGUAUUUGAUUAUGCAACAAAAAUCAAACAAGAUAAAGAACUUUCAAAUGAUCCUGAUGUAUCUACUGAUGAAUCAUCUUCAGUACCUUCUCACACAACAAAAUCAACUAAAACAUCAGCACCACCUAUUGUAGAAAAAUCAGAUGAUGAUCCCAUUGAAAUUACUUCUCAAACACCAUUAAUUAGUGAUUCAUCAAGAAAAAUUGAUGAUGAAGAUAAAUCUCAAGAAUUAAUAACCACUGAUCAAGAUCAAAAAGUAACAAGAAGUUCAUCACAAUCGGAUAUUCAAUUUAAAUUAGGAGAUAUUAUGCAUUUUACACGUCAAGGUCUUGAAGCUAUUGUUGAUGAUGAAGUCACAAAACGUUUUACAUCUGCUGAAGAAAUGGCGGUAUGGAAUUUAUUAACACGUACACAACAACAACAUGAAUAUUUUUCUGCACGUAUUACAUUAUUAUGGUUUCUUGGAUUUUGUGUACGGUAUUUUCUAUUAUUUCCAUUUCGUCUUUGUCUAUUUAUUCUUGCUAUUUUAUGGAUGUUGGGUUCAGCUGUAUUUCUUAAAUAUUUUCCAAAACGAGAUGCAAAAUUACGUUAUGGUUUCUAUAUAAAUAUUGUUUUACAUCGUAUAUUAUCGCGUGUAUUUUCUGCGAUAAUAACCUAUCAUAAUACGGAAUAUCGUGCUAAAUGUGGUUCAAUAUGUGUUGCUAAUCAUACAUCACCUAUUGAUGUUAUUAUUCUAUCAACAGAUAAUAGUUUUUCAAUGAUUGGACAAAAACAUGGUGGAUUUUUCGGUAUGGUACAACGAACAUUAUCUAAUACAGCUAAUCAUAUAUGGUUUGAACGUUCAGAAACAAAAGAUCGUCAUAUGGUAGCAGAAAAAAUGCGUGAACAUAUUAAAGUUGAAAAUAAUUUACCAAUAUUAAUUUUUCCUGAAGGUACAUGUAUUAAUAAUACAUCAGUAAUGAUGUUUAAAAAAGGUUGUUUUGAAAUAACUGAAGCACCUAUUUAUCCAGUUGCAAUAAAAUAUGAUAAUCGUUUUGGUGAUGCUUUUUGGAAUUCAACUAAACAUGAUUUAUUUCAAUAUUUAAUAUUAAUGAUGACAUCAUGGGCAAUUGUUGUUGAUGUUUAUUAUUUACCACCGAUGACAAUUGAAAAAGAUGAAACAUCUAUUGAUUUUGCUCGUCGUGUUAAAGCAGCUAUUGCAAAACAAGGUGGUUUUGUUGAUUUAGAAUGGGAUGGUGGAUUAAAACGUGCUUUACCUAAAGCAGAUUUUAAAGCUGAAGAACAACGAAAAUUUUAUGAAAUGUUAAAAACAGAAUAA